Molecule: messenger RNA, 282 nt
Organism: Batrachochytrium dendrobatidis JAM81
Lineage: Eukaryota; Fungi; Chytridiomycota; Chytridiomycetes; Rhizophydiales
Exons: 2
Coding region: 1-282 (93 amino acids)
Source: RefSeq, a predicted model, not a curated record
AUGAAUGUGGUUGUGCCAUCGUCACGGCAACUGGAAGAAGCUCGACUAACCCCACCUUCGCAUUCUCAAUUCCAUCAAACACAAGAAUACUUUCAAGCAGGACAGUCGAAAAUAACUCUCAAGCCACCCAAACUUGAGCAAAUAUUUCCCAAUUUUAUCAGCUUUUGGAUUGCCACCGUUGCCACCACUGCUCGCAUCUCGCCUAGUUGCUCGUCAAUAAGAUGGAGCGUUAUUUCCCCAUUUUUGUUAUCCACCAAACUGUGUCUGCCUCUUAUUACCUAG